This is a messenger RNA of Raphanus sativus (radish), 513 nucleotides long. RefSeq lists its product as uncharacterized. Gene Ontology annotation, molecular function: zinc ion binding. Bases 91 to 513 code for a protein of 140 amino acids. NCBI's taxonomy places the organism in Eukaryota, Viridiplantae, Streptophyta, Magnoliopsida, Brassicales, Brassicaceae. The transcript is spliced from 4 exons. The record is from RefSeq and is a predicted model, not a curated record.
UCUUUCUCGUUUACGUCGCGAUAGCCAGAGAAGAACAAAACUUUGAGAGACAGAGAGAGGAAGAUACGAGACUGAGAAAGAAAAUCCCUAAUGUCUAGCUCAUCUAACCCUAAUUCCUCGUAUGCUACAGCGAUGAGUGCAAAUUCGAGUCGCCGUAGGGCUGAAAGGCAAAGGGGGUUUCCGACGAUUUGUAGGAAGUGUGGAGAAGAGGCUGAGAUUUUUACAUCUAAAAAAUUGAAAAAUCCAGAAAGACUUUUCCAUGGUUGUCCUAAUAGUAGUGAAGAGGAUAAGAACCAUUUGUUUAAAUGGACUGAUGAAUCUGCUGUUGAGGAAAUUCAUGAUAUCAAGAGCUUGUUUGAUGAAAAAAUCGCCUCACACAUCUUUUGGAAGUUUAAACCACCAUCAAACAACACCUUCAAAUCUGAGAAUUCUUCGAAAGGAAACUUGUACCACACUCGCUGCCCAUACAUAUCAACAAACCCUGCCGAGAUUAUCCCACCAAAAAGACACUGA